UCCUAAUCCGUUAAGGGGAAUAACUCUUAUGCACUAUUAUUGACACAACACGAAGAAGAAGUCAGUAUUUAGAAGCUAAAAGAAGUUAUUUUGUUUACGCUCGCAAAUCUUUCCAUUUGUAAACUCUCUCCAGAAGGACAUGAUUACAAGAAUGGUAACUGCAUGGAUUGGUCUUAUCUUAUGUCAACUUUUGAUACAAGGGAAUUUCUCGCAGAAAGUUAAUGUGACGGAAUUAAAUCGGCAAUUCUUACUGGCGUUCCCGAAACUUCAAAACCCUAACAUCUAUUUACUAAUUUACACAAUGACUAAAGAGAUUACGGUAACUGUAUCGUUAACCAAUCCAGGCUCCUUUGAUCAUGUAAUGAUCGCUCAGUUAAAAGUAAAGAGGUUAAAGUCUAUUCACUAUCGUCUGGACAAAGGCAACAUACCUUCGCCACUGAAGGAGUAUAGUCACCACAGGUGUCUGGUCCUAGACAGUUAUCAUUCUUUUGGUGUCCACGUCCACAUGUACGACGGAACACAUUCGCUGAGCAGUUUCAUGGCUGUUCCAGUUCAGGCUUUUGGGAGGACCUAUGUGGUCAUUACUCAUGAGAUGCGAUCCUUUUACACCGUGUUGGCCCAGCGGAGAACGAAGGUAUUUGUCUCACUCUUGAUCUAUCCCCCCCAUGAGCUGGUGGUGGACGGGGCGCUCCGACCUGUCGGCAUUCACAACUGGAGAACUGUGGAGUUACAGAAUUACCAGGCUUUCUCGCUAAUGAAAUGUGCUGAGAAAAGCCUUCUUUCUAAUAUCUCGUUAACAGGAAGUAGAAUCGAGAGCAUUCGUCCUAUAGGGGUCAUUUCCGGUAGCUGCAGCUUCAUCUACUUCGAAUGUAAAUAUCUUGAUAUUUUACUCACUUACCCCGAUAUGGCUUCAGAAAUGCUUCUUCCGGUGAAAAUGUUCGGUCAAAACUUUGUCAUUGUUUACUCGCAUAAAAGGGCGAACAAUGACUCCAUCAUCAUAACUACUUCUGAAUCGAACACAGCCGCGAUAUUCUACUCCAAGAAUUCUACAAGUAAACUUUCUUUGAAACAUAGUCGUAUAAACAAAUUUAGACUCUCGAAGCCUGAAUGUUAUGUUGUCAGCAACAAGCCUGUCGCCAUCUACUAUUAUGCUACCUCCAUAUGUAGUGAUACCCCAUCAGAAGGCGGCCCCUCAAUUAUGAUGAUAAUGCCGAAUGAGCUUUUCUACAAUGUCUAUGUAUGGGUGGAUCCCCCAGAAGAGGAGGCUUUAUGUGUCAUUAGCCUCGUCAUACCAGUAACGACAAGCAUCGAGAAAGUCUUUUGGAACGGUGGCUCCAUUCCUUAUGUAAAUAAACAGGUGGAGAAAGGUGUGAUCAUGUCCAACCACUUCAUAGUGACGCUUGAAUUGUGGUUCAAUAGUACUGAAGCAUCUCUGGAGGCCUCCUUUAACUUUGGAUGUUACUUCUCUGGAUUUAACAUAGGAUCUUUCUUCCAAGCGGCUGGGUUUCUCUACCAAGACGAAAAAAGGUAUUCACCAUGUGGCUAUUUUGUCCAUGUUGAUGAUGACGGGAAAGACAAUGAUUGUGAUAACCUUGUCGACGAGGAGUUACGAAAUGGUGUAGACGACGACGGGGAUGGACUCAUAGACGAAGAUACGUAUAAAGUUUCAGAUUGCGAUAAGGCCGGAAGGUGGGCGAAAGGUUGCCUUCAAGCCUGCUCGGACUUUUGCUUUUCUAAAUGUGACAAAUAUAAUGGUACUUGUUCGAGCUGCGUGAAUGGCCGAACUAAUCCGCAGAACUUUUGCUUAGAUGAAUGUCCAAAGUAUACUUACGGAAAAAACUGCAAAGGGAAUUGUUCUGAGAAAUGUAAUGGCAGAGACUGUAUCGAACGUAGUCAAGGACAAUGUUUACCACUGGACAUUACGUCGACUCAGGUUCCUGUGAUCACAGAAAAACUGUCCAUGGCAUCCAAACUUCCCGCCACAACACCACUGACCGUAACAACACAAACACCGGAAACAGUGGCAGUGUUUAAUACAACAGUUAUUCCCGUCACGUACACAACAAUGCUGCCCCAUGGGGAGAAGACAGAACCAAAACAAGACUCGAAAUUUAUUACGAUAGGGGUAGUGAUUCUGACACCAAUUCUUAUUGGAGUCUUGGGUAGCAUUUGCUUGAACAUAAUAGGCAAACGUCGUAGGUCGAGUAAAACAGCCAGUGAAUGAUGAAGAUCAAGAGCCAGCUGUUAAGAACGCGAAGUCGGAUCCGGACGAAAAGAAGGGAGCAUUAAUUUAGGCGAUGGGCUGCUCCUCUGAUGCAGAUGAAUGAACUAGAAACACAUUUCUAAGUUUAUUUCUCAAAUAUUGAAUACACUGGAAGCUAACAGAAUGACAAUUUCCCAAAACGGAAAGCAUUAGGCGGAAAUUUUUUUUAUUCUCAGGAAUUUUAAAACAUCAACUUGAUUAUCAGGAUAAUAUUUCCUUUGAUACAUUUUUUAUGUAUUAUGUCUGGUACUUUUUAUAAAAACUACUCUUUGUUUUCUUUUUUUUUGUGGAAUAAUAAAUUCAAUGUC
Molecule: messenger RNA, 2571 nt
Organism: Biomphalaria glabrata
Lineage: Eukaryota; Metazoa; Mollusca; Gastropoda; Planorbidae
Exons: 18
Coding region: 140-2224 (694 amino acids)
Source: RefSeq, a predicted model, not a curated record